ACGGUGAGGGGACAGGGGACACUGACAGGGUCUCUAGGCACAGAAGUGUGGGGACACUGAGGGACAGUGGGAGGGACUGGGGACAUUGGGGUGCAGAAGAUGGGUAUGGAGGAUGCCUGGGGGUCUGGGGACAUGGGGGGACCAGGGGCAGAGGUGGGGGUCUGGGGACACUGGGAAUGGCAUUGGGUGGCCCAGGAAGGCCAAGACCCUUCCUGAUGCAGUGUCCCUGCCCCUACCGUGUCCCCAUGUGUCCCCCAGACCCCUGCACCCCUCAGCACGGCUCCCUGGGCACUGAGGUGCUGCUGCUGUGCCCGGGGGGUGAGGCCGAGUGGCGCCGGGGGGACACUGUCCUGGGCACGUCCCCGGCCCCGGGGCUGGCCCUGCCCAAUGCCAGCCUGGCCCACGAGGGACACUACAGCUGCCACCACCCUGUCACCGGCGAGACCUGGGCCACCAUCUGCCUGCAGCUGGGCUACCCGCCCCCGCCACCGGCCAUCGAGUGCUGGGCCACCAGCUACCCCCAGGCUGUGAACUGCUCCUGGGGGCUGAGCCCCGAGCCCCUCCUGGACACCGACUUCGUGGCUACCUACAGGCACGGCACAGACACAGGUGAGUGCACCCCCACGGGCCCGCGGAGCUGCUCCUUCGGGGACCUGCAGGUGUUUUCCCUCACUCCCUACGAGCUCAACGUGACAGCCCGGAACCCCCUGGGAGCUGCCUCCGGAGCUCUGCCCUUCCUCCUGGAGAACAUCAUAAAGCCGGACCCCCCCGAGGCCCUGCGGGUCUCCUCCAUCCCUGGGGAGCCCCAGAAGCUGCUGCUGGAGUGGAGCCCUCCAUCAUCCUGGCCAUUCCCGGAGUAUUUCCUGCUCCACUACCGCAUCCGCUACUCCCGGGACAACGACUCCGUCCCCACCACGGUGGGGCCGUACGAGCUGACAUCCCACACCCUGACGGACCUGGAGCCCGGCAGCCUCCACCACAUCCAGGUGGCCGCCAAGGACAUCACGGAUUCCGGGGAAUUCAGCGCCUGGAGCCCGCCGGUCUCGGGGACACCCUGGGUGGGGCUGUGACAGCCAGGCAGGGCCGCUGUCCCCAUCCCAGGCCUGCUCCCGUCCCUUAUCGCACCCCAGCAGCGCGGAACCACCAGCGCUGCCAGGAAAGGGCAAUAAAAGGGUUUGAGCUCC
Pyrgilauda ruficollis (rufous-necked snowfinch) is the source of this 1184-nucleotide messenger RNA. It is a transcript of the gene EBI3, whose product is annotated as Epstein-Barr virus induced 3. Gene Ontology annotation, molecular function: cytokine receptor activity; protein binding. The record is from RefSeq and is a predicted model, not a curated record. The coding region runs from base 177 to 1070 and encodes 297 amino acids. Gene Ontology annotation, biological process: cytokine-mediated signaling pathway. NCBI's taxonomy places the organism in Eukaryota, Metazoa, Chordata, Aves, Passeriformes, Passeridae. The transcript has 5 exons. Gene Ontology annotation, cellular component: membrane; external side of plasma membrane.